Molecule: messenger RNA, 2943 nt
Organism: Cygnus atratus (black swan)
Lineage: Eukaryota; Metazoa; Chordata; Aves; Anseriformes; Anatidae
Gene: SLC4A5
Product: solute carrier family 4 member 5
Exons: 23
Coding region: 16-2943 (975 amino acids)
Biological process (GO): bicarbonate transport; regulation of intracellular pH; transmembrane transport
Cellular component (GO): plasma membrane
Molecular function (GO): solute:inorganic anion antiporter activity; monoatomic anion transmembrane transporter activity; sodium:bicarbonate symporter activity
Source: RefSeq, a predicted model, not a curated record
ACACUCUUCACAGAGAUGGACACACUGCAGCAUGAUGGUGAGGAGAUGGAAUGGAAAGAGUCAGCCAGGUGGAUAAAGUUUGAAGAAAAGGUUGAGGAAGGCGGGGAAAGGUGGAGCAAGCCCCAUGUGUCCACAUUGUCUUUGCACAGCCUGUUUGAGCUGCGGACUUGUCUACAGACAGGAACAGUGCUCCUGGACCUAGAUGGCUACUCUUUACCCCAGAUCAUAGACGAUGUCAUUGAGAAGCAGAUUGAGGAUGGUCUGCUCAAACCUGAGCUGCGGGAAAAGAUAAGCUAUGUGCUCCUCAGGAAGCACCGUCACCAAACCAAGAAGCCAAUCCAUAGGUCCUUGGCUGACAUCGGCAAGUCUGUCUCCUCUAACACAAACCGCAGCCCUGUCCGGAGCCCAGCUGCUGGCACCACCUUCCACCGCUCCACUGAGGACCUGAGGAUGCGGCAGAGCACAAGCUACGGACGCCUGCGCCAUGCACAAAGUCGAAGCAUGAAUGAUAUCUCAGACACACCAAGCACCGACCAGCUGAAGAACAAGUUCAUCAAGAAGAUCCCCAAGGAUGCAGAGGCCUCCAAUGUGCUGGUAGGAGAAGUUGAAUUCCUAGAGAAACCCUUUGUGGCUUUUGUGCGGCUCCUCCAGGCAACAAUGCUAGGAGGUGUGACAGAGGUGCCCGUCCCCACCAGAUUCCUCUUUAUUCUCCUGGGCCCUGCAGGAAAAGCCAAAUCCUACAACGAGAUUGGCAGAGCCAUUGCAACCCUCAUGGUGGAUGAUCUCUUCAGCGAUGUUGCCUACAAAGCCCGGGACAGAGAAGACCUGAUUGCCGGCAUAGAUGAAUUUCUGGAUGAAGUCAUCGUUCUGCCACCUGGCGAGUGGGACCCCAACAUUAGGAUUGAACCACCAAAAAAAGUGCCCUCAGCUGAGAAGAGGAAAUCAGUUUUCUCACUGAACGAAGUGGGGCAGAUGAACGGCACAGCUGGUGGGGCAGGUGCUGAGAGCGGUGGAGGAGGCAGUGAUGAUGGAGAGAUGCCUGAAGUGCAUGAAAUCGGGGAAGAGCUUGCAUGGACUGGCAGGUUUUGUGGUGGCCUCUAUUUGGAUAUCAAAAGGAAGCUGCCCUGGUUCCCAAGUGACUUCUAUGAAGGUUUUCAUAUCCAGUCCAUCUCUGCCAUUUUGUUCAUCUACCUGGGCUGCAUCACCAAUGCCAUCACAUUCGGGGGCUUGCUUGGAGAUGCUACGGACAACUACCAGGGCGUCAUGGAGAGCUUCCUUGGCACAGCAAUGGCGGGCUCCAUGUUUUGUCUCUUCGCUGGGCAGCCACUCAUUAUCCUCAGCAGCACCGGCCCCAUCCUCAUAUUCGAGAAGCUGCUCUUUGACUUCAGCAAAGGCAACGGCAUCGACUACAUGGAGUUUCGCCUCUGGAUCGGCUUGCACUCUGCUCUACAGUGCCUUAUCCUGGUGGCCACUGAUGCCAGCUUCAUUAUAAAGUACAUCACACGCUUCACAGAGGAAGGCUUCUCCACCCUCAUCAGCUUCAUCUUCAUCUAUGAUGCCAUCAAGAAGAUGAUAGGAGCCUUUAAGUACUACCCCAUCAAUUCGGACUUCAAGCCAGACUAUGUGACCAUGUACAAGUGCGAGUGUGUUGCUCCUGACCCAGCCAACAUGACAUUGUUCGAUGCUUCAGCUCCAGUAGCACCAAACACCACUAACAUUUCUCUGUACAAUACUAUUAACCUAACAGCUCUGGAUUGGACUCAGCUGAGUAAGAAGGAGUGUCUCAAGUACGGUGGCAGCUUAGUGGGGAAAUCCUGUAAAUUUGUGCCUGACCUGGCCCUCAUGUCCUUCAUCCUCUUCUUCGGGACCUACUCCAUGACAUUGACCCUGAAGAAAUUCAAAUUCAGCCGCUACUUCCCCACCAAGGUCAGGGCCUUCAUUGCUGAUUUUUCCAAUGUCUUCUCCAUCCUGCUGUUCUGUGCUGUGGAUGCCUGUUUCGGACUGGACACCCCAAAGCUGCAUAUUCCCAGUAUCAUCAAGCCCACUCGUGUGGACCGAGGGUGGUUCGUGUUUCCCUUUGGGAAGAACCCAUGGUGGGUAUACCUUGCAAGUGCACUGCCUGCCCUUCUCGUCACCAUCCUCAUCUUCAUGGACCAGCAGAUCACAGCCGUCAUCGUCAACAGGAAGGAGCACAAAUUACGGAAAGCAGCGGGUUACCACCUCGACCUGUUCUGGGUUGGCAUCCUCAUGGCUGUGUGCUCCUUCAUGGGGCUGCCCUGGUACGUGGCAGCCACCGUCAUCUCCAUCGCUCACAUCGACAGCUUGAAGAUGGAGACAGAGACCAGUGCCCCAGGGGAGCAGCCCCAGUUCCUGGGUGUCAGGGAGCAGAGAGUGACAGGCAUCAUCGUAUUUGUGCUUACGGGGAUUUCCGUCUUCCUUGCCCCGAUUCUGAAGUACAUUCCCAUGCCAGUGCUGUAUGGCGUCUUUCUGUACAUGGGCGUUGCAUCACUGAAUGGCAUCCAGUUUUGGGACCGCUGCAAGCUCUUCCUCAUGCCAGCCAAGCACCAGCCCGACUAUGUCUUCCUUCGGCAUGUGCCACUGCGCCGCAUCCACCUCUUCACUCUGGUGCAGAUUGUCUGCCUGGCUGUGCUCUGGAUCCUCAAAUCCACCGUGGCUGCAAUCAUCUUCCCUGUCAUGAUUUUAGCCCUGAUCCUGGUGAGGCGACUGCUAGAUUUUGUCUUCUCCCAACAUGACCUGGCCUGGAUUGACAACAUCAUCCCUGAGAAGGAAAAGAAGAAAGAGGAUGACAAGAAGAAGAAGAAAAAAGGCAACAAAGGGGACAGCAGCAGUGACGAGGAGUUCCCAUCUCCCUCAGUCAUAAAGAUCCCCAUGGAGCCCCUUCCACCAGCAUCCCAAAAUGGGGGUCCCCAUUGCCUCAGCUGA